AUGGCGGGGAUCAUAAGCCCUAGCCCUACGGCUCUUUAUUUCUCCAGUAAUGUCGGCACGAGGCGGUUGAAAGUGGGGAGCUUGGCGGGAAAGAACGGAAUUCGCCGGAGAAACCUGAGAAUUGCGGCGGAGGUGAGAUUCGUGAAUGCAGAAGAAGCCAAGCAGCUAAUAGCAGCGGAAGGUUACUCGGUGGUGGAUGUAAGAGACAAGACUCAGUUCGAGAGAGCUCACAUAAAAUCUUGCCGCCAUAUCCCUCUCUUCAUUUUCAACGAAGACAACGAUCUUGGGACGAUAAUAAAGAGGACAGUGCACAACAACUUCUCAGGGCUCUUCUUUGGUCUGCCUUUCACUAAAAUGAAUCCGGAGUUCCUUAAAGCCGUUAGAAACGAGUUUUCACCAGACAGCAAACUUUUAGUUGUUUGCCAAGAAGGUCUCAGAUCUGCAGCUGCAGCUAGUAAAUUGGAGGAAGCAGGUUACGAAAACAUUGCUUGUGUAACAUCAGGACUGCAAUCUGUAAAACCAGGGACAUUUGAAUCGGUUGGUUCAACCGAGUUGCAGAAUGCAGGCAAAGCAGGGCUUAUCACAGUUCAAGGCAAGAUCUCUGCAGUCUUAGGAACAGUGCUCGUCUGUGCUUUGUUGUUCAUUACCUUCUUCCCGGACCAAGCAGAGAAGUUACUUCCUCCAAGCUAA
Microthlaspi erraticum is the source of this 690-nucleotide messenger RNA. Lineage: Eukaryota; Viridiplantae; Streptophyta; Magnoliopsida; Brassicales; Brassicaceae. The record is from the annotation of a GenBank genome assembly.